GCACUUCGCACUUCGCUGGUUCAUCUGCUCUUCACAUCUUCGGAACUGUCAACCUCCGAAUGAAUUACGUAAUUCAUCGAACGGCGUGGUAAAUUGUGAGAAUGCAGUUACUUCCGGUACAAUUCAAACUCGCGAGUGUGAUAAUAAUACAUAAAGUGCUAGUCACAGAUUCGUUCAGUGCGUGUUCAGUCGAGUAGAGUGAAAAUAUAAUGUCAAGUCUUGUUGUGACGAGUGCUUAUUAUUCGCUGAACUUCAACACCUGUGGCCAAAAAUGAAGGAAUACAUUUUGCGGGAUAAAAUGCUGCCCGGCUAUGUCGUACCUCUUCAAAAAUGGACGACGAAGGGGUUUCACCGAGUGGAAAGAUGAGGCCGGAGGAAUUGGUGAGGAGUUCCCGGGCGGCGGAAACAAUGUCGGAAACAUCGGAGGGAACGGGGACGACCAGCAUUUCCGGCAAGUCGGGAUUCGACAGCCGCGAGGAGUUGAGGGACCUCGUCGCGGUCCUGGGUAUCCUUGAUCCCGAUGAUCUUCACCAGGACAGGUUCCGGGUUGAUCGUCGGAAGCUCGAACACAUGCUUCUGGGUGACAAUGAAGCACCGGAACCAGCUGACACUUUUUUUCACAAGGUAAUGGAAGAAACGAAUACGUUCAUUACAUGGCCUUCGCGACUGAAGAUUGGUGCCAAGUCAAAGAAAGAUCCACAUAUAAAGGUUGCUGGUCGACAGGAUGACGUAAAAGCAGCCAAGGAGAAGAUUAUGCAAGUACUGGACACCCGGCAAAGCAACCGUGUGACCAUGAAGUUAGACGUAAGUUACACCGAUCACUCUCAUAUCAUCGGCAAGGGUGGACUGACCAUAAAACGAGUCAUGGAGGAAACUGGCUGCCACAUUCACUUCCCGGAUAGUAAUCGCAGCAACGCCCAGGAGAAGAGUAACCAGGUGUCUAUCGCCGGGGAAAUGAGUGGAGUGGAAAGGGCACGUGCCAGAGUUCGCAAUCUUACACCGUUGAUAUUUUCUUUCGAACUUCCGAUAAUGGGAGCCAUGCAAGCAGCGCCGGAUGCCACAUCGCCCUACGUUAUAAAAAUUCAGGAACAAUACAACGUUCAAGUGAUGUUUAGAACGCGGCCUAAACUCCACGCUACUCUCGUUGUGGUAAAGGGAUGCGAGUGGGAAGUGUCUCAGGUCAAGGAAGCGACACUUUUACUCAUCCGUCAUAUGUGCGAAAAUUUGGCCAAUCAAAUCCAAGUUCAGAUGUCGGUUGAGAUAUCCCCCCAGCAUCACACCAUCGUACUUGGUAAACAAAGCUGUAACUUAAAGAUGAUCAUGCAACGUACAGGCACGCAGAUUAUGUUUCCCGAUGCUGGAGAUCCUAAUAUUCCUAGUUUGAAAAAGAGCAACGUAACAAUUACUGGUGGAAUUCACAACGUUUAUCUUGCCCGUCAGCAGCUGGUGGGUUCUUUACCUCUAGUCUUGAUGUUCGAUUUACCUGAAGAUUCGAUGAGCUCUGUAGAUUCAGAGAAUAUCUCUCAGUUGAUGCAAUCACUUGACGUAUUCAUCAACGUUCGUCACAAACCAAAGCAGAGUACGCUUUCCGUCAUCAUUAAAGGAAUCGAGAGAAACGCGAGCAACAUAUACGAAGCUAGAAAACAACUUCUCGGGCUAAACGAACCCAGGAUUCAUGCGGAAAUACCUGCUACUUAUCACAUCCCAAAUGCUAGCAACGUAUAUCAAGGGAACGCAGCUCCAGGCGGUGCUGGUUCGAGCAGCAUUAGUGCUUUAACGGACUUCUCCAACCUGUUGACAAUCAACACCGGAAACGGUCCCUACUCGAUGUCACCCUUGCCACAUUCUCCCAACCCCGUGGGUCUCUCCCCGCAUUGGGGACUUCCACAGCUCGCCCCGAUGUUCUCAACAUUGCCACCCCAUCAUCAUCACCACACAUCGUUUCCGUAUCCCAACCUAAAUCACCUCUUGGCCCAACACAACUUGAUGCACUCGGGAGCCAACAAUCUCGGACCGCAUCACCAUAACAUGACCAGUGCAGCCAAUUCGGUGAACCAUGGAAUUCACAACUUUGGAAGUAGCAUGGGAAACAGUGUGGGAAACAGUUUGGGGACCUCGAUGAACACUAGCGGUUACCAUACUCUCAACAAUUCAUCUCUCGUCGAUCACAAGGAUGGCAGUGCAUGUUCCUCGCUUAGCAGUUUGGCCAGUUCACUCUCCAGUCCAGCAAUCAGCCCGCGUAACGCUUCGCCGGUUAAUCCCCCAGAGACUAGUCCGAAUAUAGAUUUAUCUAGCAUGCUCUCCGAUCUUCCCGAUCGCCGAGCACCCGGCUGUGAGAAGAAGACUCUAGAAAUGGCGGCUCAGAGCAACCUGACGCCGUUUGACUAUGAACAGAAGAAGUUGAUGGCCGUUCAAGCAAUUCAAGCAAAGCCUUCUCCAUCGGAGUACCGAGUACCUACUUCUGCGUGGGCUGGUUACGGGCUGAGCCAAACAGUUUCGAUGAUGCAGAGUGACAAAGAACAAAAGACGGAUUCUACAUUCAGUCCGGCCGAUCUUUGGAAAGAACCUACAACCCCAGUUUACAACACCGUAAUGGAUUUUUGCCUCCCUGGAAGCGCCGGAAAAGAUCGUAUUGGAAUGGCAUCAAAUUACAUGGAUCACACACCUACGUCACACGUAAACAAGAUAGUCUCGCAGCGCUACUCAGACCUCGGUGGGAUGCUGGCCAGCGUUGGGUUGGAAAAAUAUAUACGCUUGUUCACAUCCCACGAGGUGGAUAUGGCAACAUUUCCGUCUCUGACCGAAAAGGACCUGUGCGAAAUUGGAAUAACAGCUUGGGGUGCCCGGCGUAAAAUAAUGCUUCUAAUAUCUGAAAUGAACAAGCGGUCUAGUCCAUUUUCCGGCAGCGCCGCACCAGGUGCGGAACGCAAGAUAUCAGCCGCUGGCUCAGCGUCGGCGAGCAAGUGUGGCUUGGACAAUUGGUAAUAAAAACUAGUCGUACUACCGACACUCACCUGGGCCGUGAAGAAUCCGCGACCCGAAAAGAACUGCUGUCAACGGAGUCCAUUUAGCCCGAAUUGUAUAAACAUAUACUACCUGCGAGAAAUGUAACGGAUUAGGAAUAAUUUAACGGCAACACGGACUUGGCAUUUUGCAUUUGCCAACCGGUCACGAGAGUAUAAAAAUACCUGAUCGAACAAAUACAAAGAAAAAGUCAAUCCGCAACAAACAAGACCAACAAAAAACAAAAGCAAAUAAAAAUAUUUGAAAACGUUAAAAAAAGAAAAUUAUAAAAAAAGUAUACAAAAAAAUAAUAAUAAUUCGUUAAAAGUAUAAGCCGUUUAAGUUAAAGUAAGCAAAUGUUCGGGUCAAUAUAGUAAGGAAGUGCCGUUCGACAAAAAAAAAAACCCAAAAAAAAAUCAUGCAUGUUAAUUUUGUACUUGGAAGAGAAUAGGGUAAUGAUUAUUUUUGUAACCGGGAAUCGUUGAUAAUAAUUUUUUUUUUUGCAAUUUUUUUUUUAUUUCACACUCAUUCGUCACUCGUACUCUACCAAGUGCGUUACAUAGGUUAAGGAAAUAAUCGUUACUAUUUUCAGUGUUUUUUUUUUGCAAUUUUUUUUUCCUUCCUUGCAAAAUAAUGCUCAACCCUUCCACGAUAAGGUAUGAUAGUUAGAAUUGAAAAUAACUCGCGAGCGCAUGAUUUGCUAGAACUUCUUUACUUUUCUUUUUCUUUUCUUUUUCCUCUUUGGUUAAUCGAUCGAUGUCGAUUUUCGGUUCAUACACUGUAGGAAUGUCUUUACGUCGUGUGUUUGUCUGUGUGCGUAUGUGUGUCAGCUGUCGGAGAAACAGACUGCGUUCAAACAAGUACCACGUUUCUUAAUUAUGCAAAAUUAAAGUAAAGUUUAGGGAGGCUUUAGACUUGAAGAUGGGCGCGGGGGUCCCGUUGGCAACUACAUUUAGCGCCGUUCGAAACUUAGCGGAAAAUGUUUAAUUCAGACUAAGCUCGAGGAUCAUUAUACAACACGUUGGAAAGUUUCAGCGAUUGAAAAUCAUGAAUAAUCUCGUGCGAAGGAAAUCGGUCACCAUGUGGCGGUUCAUUUUUUUUCUACAAAGUUGGCUAUUACUCGAAACUCAUGGCACUGUAACGACAAUCCAGAAUGACAAUAAUCGUGUAUAAGCUUUGGCCAGUUUUUCGUUCUUUCGAAAAUACUUUAAGUUUUGGUAUACGAGAAAUAUGUUUACUCUUUUGUGGAUGUUAUGGUGAAACAUAUUUAUUUGACUGUAUACAGAAGCGCUGACGUUUUUGUCAGUAUAAGAUAUUUGUUACUACUGUGUAAUAAUAAUAAUAAUAAUUCUUCUCUAUUUUCCAUCAUUUUGCAUUGUCUCCAUUGCAAAUAUAUUUGAAAAAUAUACAAUUUUUUUUUUUUAUAGACACAGAAAUUGCUUCUUAGAAAUUAUUUCUAUUCGUUGUGAUAUGUUGCAUUUAGUGCUCUUUUUACGUAUAUUCGGAAUAUCACGAUAUGAUAAAAAAUUGAAGGGGAGCUAAGACUGAACACUUACACUGACUGGAGUAUAAAUUCAAAUCUUCCUGUGAAAAUAAUCAUUUGUCUUCGUAUGUAAUAAUAUGAAUUUUUUUUUUAGUGAGUUUUUUUUCAUGCAUAUUUUUUUUUCGCUCAGUUUUGUUUUUUGCGAUAGACUUUGAUUGACUAAUUAUGGAUACAAAUAAUGCGUGCGAGUAGUAGCGGUAAUAGUCAACAGCAGAAUUCAGUACGAAAUAAAUUCGUCUUAGGUUCACAAGUUGAAUAUAAUUUUGUUUUCUUCAAGAUUUACGCUGGCGUGGAUCAAAUUUCAGAAAAUUAUAUUUUGUACAUUGGCAUAACUGGUACAUAUCGCACGUUCGUUGGCCAUUAAUCGAAAAUUUAUUUCGUGCAUGAUUUUUCUUUGCAUAAUCUCCAGCGACGAUGUAUUUUAUUUGUUGUCUUCUCGAGUUUUAUAAAGUAACAAAGUAUUUAUUAAUUGAAGAAGGUCGCUAAAUGUACGCCGCUCAACGGACGCAAAUUAUAUUUAAGAAAUAUUAGAUAAAAGAGAAAAUUAUGAAGUAAAAUGAGUAGUAAACGUAUAGAUUUUGCUCGAAGGUGCGGACUAUGUUUUAUUAAUAUGGUGGCAGCACAUUUUUAACGAAAUCCACUAUAUAAAUGAUGAACAAUAACGGUUAAUACAAAUACAUUAUAUUGCAUCGCACUCAAUAUUGCAGCUGCGAUGACAGCCUAAUAUGGGAAGAAAUUAUAAUUUUACGAACCUCGGAUGUGUGAAAAAAUGAAAAAGCUAGUAGUCGUUAAAAAUCAUUUUACGAAAGUAAGAUAUUCCAUUUGUAACUUAUAAAUUAUUCUAAUUUUUAAAGUUUUUUUUUUUCUUUUUUUUCGCCAACCAAAGAAUGCGUUAGGUAAUGAGCUCAGCUCACGUACGCGCCGCUUGCAGUGACUUGCAGUGACUUGCAGUGUGUAUAGGGUAUUACGGGCCAAGAGGUCAGUUUUCUUUUUUAAUCUCUUUCCAUUCAUACAUUACCGCCAGAGCAUAUCAAUCGUAUGUUUUGAUCACACUUCAGCACAAUGUCCGAAUAGGGCGAAUCUGUGAAAAAUCAAUAAUAAUGGAAAAAAAAGAAAAAACUGGCAUCUUGGUUCUGACGAUGCAGAACCACCAGCUGGCCUUAAGGGGGUGCCUCUGGUCGAUCUCGACGUUGACGUAUAUAUUUUCAGAUAUCAAAGUCCACGUAUCCGAAACUUUGAGGUAGAAAUAAAAAUUCAUUGGAGUGUUUUUCUUCAGAAUCGCGUAUAGAAUAAGGCUGUUGAUAAGCCCUUUUUCACAUUUCAGAUAGUGGAUUUUGAUAUUCGAAGGUAUAUACAUCAGAGUCGAAAUCGAUUAGGACACCGCUUUAAAAAAAUCGGGAAGGCAUUUUUGCACGAGCUUCUGAAUGCCUAGCGAUCGAUUUUACCGCUGAGAGUUGUUGACUAAACUUGUGAAGUUUUAAGCGUAAAUUAUUACUAUUAUUCAGAAUUAUAUAAUAAGUAAUUAAAAAUGUGCCUGUGUGAUCGUCUUUAUUAUUAUUGUUGUUCUUAUUAUUAAAAUUAUUAUUAUUAUUAUUAUUGUUAUUGUUAUUAUUAUUAUUAUUACUACUGCUACUUUACUAUUCUUAUGGAUUUUUUUUUCAUUUCGUUGAUAGUUUGAUGUAGUGAAAAUACCAUAGAAUUAUAUACUUUCAAUUCACUUCUACGUUUAAUUAAUGCGAUACGGUGAUAUAAUUUUUGCCGGCUUCUGAUGCGAUUCCUACGCGUUGCUGUGCGUCUACCUAUACAUACCAUUAUAUCAAUAAUAAUAAUGAUAAAUAUUUUGUAUUGGUAAAACGAAAUCCGUAACAAGUAUUCGAUUUGAUAGAUUUUCUUAAUAUUCGUAAUAAAACCGAUAAGCGUUGAAACUUUUUACGAUAAUUUUCAACUUGGUGAGAGGUAAACGAACAAAUUGAUACCGCAAAUUUUACGGUAGACGCUCGCUGUUAGCUGCGGGGGGAUGAAGCUACGGCGAAUUGCAUCGUAUGUCCGUGAUCAGAUACCAAAGCUGUUUGGAUAUGACUGAUCCAACGAGUCUAAUGUUCCUACAUAGUUGUUUAUUGAUUAGGUAGAUUAAUGAUUGUUGAAAAAUAAAGUAUACACCUAAUGACGUGUAAUAUAUUUAAA
Molecule: messenger RNA, 6730 nt
Organism: Diprion similis
Lineage: Eukaryota; Metazoa; Arthropoda; Insecta; Hymenoptera; Diprionidae
Gene: BicC
Product: protein bicaudal C homolog 1-B
Exons: 15
Coding region: 331-2985 (884 amino acids)
Cellular component (GO): cytoplasm
Molecular function (GO): RNA binding; protein binding
Source: RefSeq, a predicted model, not a curated record